Messenger RNA from Candidula unifasciata, 558 nucleotides. The record is from the annotation of a GenBank genome assembly. Lineage: Eukaryota; Metazoa; Mollusca; Gastropoda; Stylommatophora; Geomitridae.
AUGCUGCAUGCAUCAGAACCCAACGCACAAGGACAAGCAAGGAUUGACCCAUUUGUGAAUAAUCUAGCAGCAAAGUUUCAGUCGGCAUUUUACCCAUAUGAAAAUCUUUCUGUUGAUGAGAUGGUGAUUGGUUUCAAAGGCAGGUUUCUUGCUAAACAGUACAAUGCAGCCAAGCCUCACAAGUAUCAUAUAAAGACAUUUGGUCUUUGUGAUUCAAUCACAGGCUAUGUUUAUCUUGAUCCAACAUCAACUCACACUGUAAAGGUAUUUUCAACCCUGCUACAGGGUGUUGAAAGUUACCAUCAUCUAUUUGCAGAUAGAUUUUAUACAUCACUCCCUCUCAUUCAAUUUCUUUUAUCCAUGAAACUGAAUUAUACUGGCAAGUUGAAUAAAAACCGCAAAGGAUUGCCGCAGCAGCUAAAACAACAACCAACCAUCUUUGGAACUCAGAGAUGGUUAGUUAAUAAUGAGCAGAAUAUCCUUUGCGUUUCCUGGAGGGAUAAAAAAUCCAAAAAAACCUUGCAUCCUACUGACCACAAAUGGAAGUUCUACAUUUGA